AUGCCAUAUAACUCUGAAAAGAACACUCGCCUUCGCGCUCGACAGCUACAGCUCCUCUACGUGCUGCACAAUGAUAUCCCAUAUUCCUACGCAGAUCAGAUGACCAGUGAAGACAUUGCCCUGGCUAAUGCGCUUGAGCCCUGCUGGACGCACAGCCUCGCCUCGCCCAAAUAUGUUCUCACCUAUCCUUGGGAGUGGGUUACGAAGAAGGGAUCUCUCGCUGCUGUGCUUCGCAGCUUCCGUGUAAAGGCGAAGGAGCUGCUCGAUGCUCAGCUACUGCUUGAUGAAUCGGAUGGCGAGGUGUAA
Messenger RNA from Fusarium fujikuroi IMI 58289, 306 nucleotides. RefSeq lists its product as uncharacterized. The record is from RefSeq and is a predicted model, not a curated record. Bases 1 to 306 code for a protein of 101 amino acids. The transcript has a single exon. Lineage: Eukaryota; Fungi; Ascomycota; Sordariomycetes; Hypocreales; Nectriaceae.